AAGAUUUUCUCGGUGAUUGUGAACGAAAUACGGAACAACAGUCAGCACUUGCCCGGCGGCAAUCCAUCCGAAGAUGAAUCUAUCGUUUGCCGGUUGCGGUUUUCUCGGCAUCUACCAUGUCGGUGUUGCGGUGGCCUUCAAGAAGUAUGCACCCCAUCUGCUGCUGCACCGCAUUAGUGGCGCAUCGGCCGGUGCGUUGGCCGCCUGCUGUCUGCUCUGCGAUAUGCCAUUAGGAGAAAUGACGUCUGAUUUCUUCCGCGUGGUCAAUGAAGCCCGAUCACAUUCGCUGGGCCCGUUCAGCCCACGGUUCAACAUUCAGACCUGCCUGCUGGAAGGGCUUCAAAAGUUUCUGCCUCCAGAUGCGCACGAACGUGUCAAUGGCAAGCUGCACAUCUCGCUGACCCGUGUGUACGAUGGCAAGAACGUGAUCGUGUCACAGUUCAAUAGUCGCGAAGAUCUCCUACAGGCCCUUCUCUGUGCCUGCUUCAUUCCAGUGUUUUCCGGUCUUUUACCACCCCGAUUUCAUGGCGUACGGUACAUGGACGGUGCGUUCUCCGAUAACCUUCCCACGCUGGACGAGAACACGGUAACGGUCAGUCCGUUCUGUGGCGAAAGUGACAUCUGUCCGCGUGACAAUAGUUCGCAGAUGUUCCACGUCAAUUGGGCCAACACUAGCAUCGAACUGUCCAAGGAAAACAUCAACCGUUUCGCUCGCAUCCUGUUCCCACCGAAGCCCGAAAUAUUGUCCUCCUUUUGUCAGCAGGGAUUCGACGAUGCGCUCAACUUCCUGCAUCGAAACAAUCUCAUCAGCUGCACCCGCUGUCUAGCGGUACAGUCGACGUUCGUCGUCGCUGAGCAACCGUCCCCGAACCUGGAGGAACAGAUCCUGGAAGAGUACGACCCAGAGUGUAGCGAGUGUAAAGAGUGUACGCAGCAUCGCAAGAACGCGCUGGUGGGCAGUAUGCCCGACAAUGUGCUCACUGUGUUCCAGACUUACAUCGAGCAGGCAAACAAGGGUCUCAUCAACUGGGUGUUCCGUCAUCGGGGUGGCAAAUUGUUGACUGCGCUUUCACUUCCCGCAAUUCUGCCGGCGGAUAUCGUGUGUGCUACGUUGACGAAUAUCGUUGGCGGUAUAAUCGAGCAGAGACAAUUCCGCUACAAUGUGCUGGGCAAUGUGGUCUAUCCAACAAAGCGCCCUCCACCUACCGACCACGGGUUACGGGGAAAUCUGCAGCGUUUGAAAUGUAACCAUCUUGUAUGCUCCUCCUCGUCUCGAUCCGAUCCCGUUCCAUUUCCUCUCGACAGAUUGGCAACAUUGGCCGUCCCUGACCGGCAGCGUUUUCUAGCGCAGCUCGAGAACCGUCUAGCGUCCCGGCUGAUGGGUGCAGCACCAUCGAUAGGCAAGCAGAUUUGGGCCAUGAGCGAGUUUGUGCUGAAGAAUUUAAACACGAUCCUACUAAAGGUGCGACGGCGGCAAAAGCAACAGCUGACAGCGAACCUUCAGUGCCAGAUUGCACUCACGGAAUACAAUCAAACCAUGGCACAGCAGCAUCAUCAGCACAGUCAUCGCAGCUCGAUCAUCGACAUGCGACUAGAUGAUGGCAAAACUUUCAGCAAAGAGAUCACCCCGACCUACAGCUCCGGACACCAUUCGGCGAUGGGCGAUAUUGACGCAUUCGACCACAUACUUCAAGUAUCCUCGCAUCACGACGCAAUGUACGCUUACUAUUACAUGGACGAAGACAAUAAGGUUAAGGUAACGGAGAUAUUCGACAUGAGCGAAAGUGACAAUCCUGCGCUACAAACUGCCAACGAGCUGGAGGCAAACCAGCAGCUGGAGUUCGAUACCGACUGGGAAACAACACAGCCAGAUUUCCUCUACGCCAACUCUUACGGUGGAGACAAUAUAAUUGACAUCGAAGAGUUUAUCGAUCCCAGCAUCUUCAUGAAUGGCAACCAUCAUCAUCUCAUGAGCGGCAACAACAAUAACACCGGCGGCCUUAGUACGCUGUCCCAGUAUCCAAUCAACCCGUGGGAAUGCUCCCAAGUACAAAUAGAAGAGCUCUCGACUGACUUUAACGAUCCCUCGCUGGAACCGGAAGCGGAUCAGCAGACAAGUCUCAUGUCCGAAUCGGCAACGCUACUGCUAAGCAAACCACCCUCCUCGUACUCGAUUGAGAUGUAAACCGUCUGGCGCUGGCUAUCGCAA
Messenger RNA from Anopheles maculipalpis, 2209 nucleotides. Its product is annotated as 1-acylglycerol-3-phosphate O-acyltransferase Pnpla3-like. The transcript has 9 exons. The coding region runs from base 74 to 2185 and encodes 703 amino acids. The record is from RefSeq and is a predicted model, not a curated record. NCBI's taxonomy places the organism in Eukaryota, Metazoa, Arthropoda, Insecta, Diptera, Culicidae. Gene Ontology annotation, biological process: triglyceride catabolic process; lipid homeostasis. Gene Ontology annotation, molecular function: triacylglycerol lipase activity. Gene Ontology annotation, cellular component: membrane; lipid droplet; cytoplasm.